AUGUCGAUCCAGGACAAGACACAAUGGUGUAUCAACAUGAUCAACAGCUCGUCAAAUGCAGAUCCAGCAGACGUCCUUCUCCUUUUAGGACGUCCUGGAGUCGGGAAAUCAUCAUUCUUGGAGCAUGUCACUGACGCCAGUGGCCACGCGGGUGAUGGUACAGAACCUGUUACCAAGACAUUCCAGAUCGAAACUGUUAGGGGCAGUCAAACUCCCCUGUUUAUCAUGGACACGCCCGGCAUCAAUACGAAUGCUGAAGCAGCGGCCCUUACGGAAAUCGCACGUGGCAUCGAGACCAUUCGAUCCAAAGCCCGAAUCGUCGGCGUCCUCUACGUGAUCAGAAUCAUUGAUCGAAACGAAGCCAUCGAUGACAAGUUGCGGGCCUUUCUCCUAAGCUUCUGCGGCUCUAGAUUUAUACCGCGCAUCACGUUUGUCACGACACACUGGACUGCAGAAGUGGAAGCGCAAAGACACGGAUACAACCGCAAUCUUGAAGAGCUCAAAAGGAGGAGUCAGAUUGACUUCGUGAGAAAGGGAGCAAAAUUCUAUGAGCAUGGGCGAGAAUUCGUCGCUGCUGGUGGUUCAUCCGAGUUUCUCCACUGGUGGCGUCAGCAGACCGAUAUUGCUAGGCAUGCAAAGACUAUGAUCCAUACCUGGUAUGGGAGAAAUCAGGAGGUGGAAAGUCCUCGCUUUGUUCAAGAGCUCGAAAGCGGUGUCUCUGUUCUUCAAACUGACGCCGCAAGAUCACUGGGAGUCUUCUCUGAUACAUCCGGGUCCACGUUCCCACCAGAGCAGGAACGAAGUGCACCAAAUGCGGAUCAACGGCCAAGAGAUACACGGGAAUCGACGCCUAAUCCCCCUAGCGGUUCGAAUGCGAGUACGGAAGAGGGAGGAAGGGAGGAAGGAGAACAAACUCAACAAGCCGAACCCUCAUUCUGGGAGAAGGUCCGGGAGAAGGUCCAGGAGAAGGUCUGGAACGUGGCCACGAGCCUUCGCCCCACAAUCAACGUCACUAGCGAAGGCAUCAGCGUAAUGUUCUCGACACCCAAUCAAGAAGGGAACAUCCGAGGAACCUUUCAACAUCCUUUUCCUCGGAGUCAUGCUCCUCACGACCGGGGUGAGCCGCCUGGACAGCCUCGCGAAUGGCCUAAAGGGUUUGAUCGAAAAUCUCCCAUCGAUAAUAUGAAAGUCAGAGGGUACGAUUCCAGUCUCCAAAGCCGUAAACAGAAAGUAAGGGAUUGGGGUAUUACGCUUCCAGGAACUCCGGGAGACCUUAUAUGGGGUACGGCGUUUAACCAUGAGCUGAACAAGCGAGAGCCUUGGUAA
This is a messenger RNA of Fonsecaea erecta, 1326 nucleotides long. RefSeq lists its product as hypothetical. Bases 1 to 1326 code for a protein of 441 amino acids. Lineage: Eukaryota; Fungi; Ascomycota; Eurotiomycetes; Chaetothyriales; Herpotrichiellaceae. Gene Ontology annotation, molecular function: GTP binding. The record is from RefSeq and is a predicted model, not a curated record. The transcript has 4 exons.